AUGGAAAGCCAAACCGAGAUACGCUCAACCGACUCUUCCGGCAACAGAAGUCCAGUGCCAGCCUUCCUAUCAGAUAAAGCUGAGUCUUCAAGCUCAACAACCAUUAAUUUUCCUAUCAAACUUCAUCAAAUAUUAAGCACUCCAGAAUUCAAUGACAUCAUCUGUUGGCUUCCUCAUGGACGAGCUUGGCGGGUCCAACAACAAGACAGACUUGAGUCUGAAGUGCUGCCAAAGUUCUUCCAACAUAACAAGUAUUCCUCUUUCUAUCGGCAAGUCUACGGAUGGGGAUUUCGCCGAAUACAUUCCGGCCCCGACUUCAACGGCUUCUACCAUGAGCUCUUUCUUCGCGACUGUCCGGAUCUAUCCUUGAAGAUGAAACGACCAUCGAAGACUGAGCGCGCUGAGAGAAAACAAGCCUCAUCAGAAUCACCGCCCAACUUUUACCUCAUGCCGCCCGUAUCAAAAUCGGAGACAGAUUCUUUGGAGGACUCUUCUUCGCCCCCCGCUGUUCCAAUGGGUGAUGAGUAUUGGGAUAACCUGGCGAAUCACUUGUCUAGCAUGCCGUCGUUGGAGGAAAAGGGUGAGUAUCUGCAGCGUGAGCUGAAUCGGCUAGACGCGGAGCGGUCACAAGUUCUUCGCCGUCUGGAAGUGUCGAGAAACGACCAACCAACAGAACCUCAACUGAAUACUCCAUGGAUUCACCAGGUUGAUACAACAAUAUUGCCAUUUGGUACUAGUGGCCACCAAUUGCCACUCCAACGCGGAGAUUCUCGAUCUCAGCAACAGCUUCAUGCACCGACGGAUCCUUGGAUACAGCAGGCAGCGCAAGCGAUAUAUUUGGAACGGCAAAUGCAAUUUCGGCAAAAAGAGGACAGCGGGGAGGGGUAG
Molecule: messenger RNA, 888 nt
Organism: Cylindrotheca closterium
Lineage: Eukaryota; Bacillariophyta; Bacillariophyceae; Bacillariales; Bacillariaceae
Source: the annotation of a GenBank genome assembly